Molecule: messenger RNA, 1482 nt
Organism: Chenopodium quinoa (quinoa)
Lineage: Eukaryota; Viridiplantae; Streptophyta; Magnoliopsida; Caryophyllales; Amaranthaceae
Product: putative F-box/LRR-repeat protein At3g28410
Exons: 3
Molecular function (GO): protein binding
Source: RefSeq, a predicted model, not a curated record
AUGGAUGUUACUUCUAAGAAAUGUAAGAAAAGAAGCAAAAGGGCCUCUGCUAAUAGAGUAAGAAAGAGAGUGAAUCGUAGAAUUGACUAUAUUUCUGACAUGCCGGAUCAUGUGCUUCAUCAAGUUCUUUAUCACCUCCAUCCCAAGGAUGCUGCUCGAACGUGCAUCAUGUCUAAGAGAUGGAGGCAAGUAUGGAAUUCAUAUCAUACUGUGGAUAUUGACCUGUGUAGCUUCGACAAGAAUUCUGAUGUAAAUGAUUGGAUUGUUUCUGCUAUUGCGAGGAAUGUUAUAGAACUUGAAGUCCACGCCAAAGCUAGGCAUCGGUCAGGACUACAGUACUUCACUUUGCCUCCGUGUGUCAUGUGUGGAAGUUCCAUUACUGCAUUAAGCUUAUAUGGGUGUCUUAUACCUGCCUAUUCAGUAAAUCUUCCGCAUCUCCAGAAGUUAUCGUUUAAGAAUAUGGAAGUCUCCCUGCUGCAGUUCGAAAAUCUGAUCUCUGGUUGCCCUAUGAUUGAGGACUUAAGGCUAAUAGAGAUACAAUGCUUUGAAUUGAACGAACUGAGUAUCUGCUCUCUAGACAAGCUGAGGCGAGUUGAUCACAUCUCGCGUGUGAUGGGUGGUAAAAAAACCACUAGGCUGCAAGCUGAACUUCUUGACAUUUAGUGUUUAAUUUUUUUAUAAAAUAAUAGGUUGUCCUAUGACACACUAUGACUACACGUGGGUCCGCCCCUGUAUGUAGUGAAUAGCAAAAUGACUUGACUAUAAAUAAACAUGCCCUUCUUUGGGAUGCUCUAAUUAUGGUUGAUUAAAAAAGGUUAGUGACUUGUGCUAUGAACAAGUUGAUAGCUGCUGUAUUAUGAACAAGAAAAGAGCUGAGUUUGUUUCCCUUUUUUUUUUUUUUUUUUUUUUGUUAAUCGUGCUUAGUCUUUUGAAUUGCUCGUUUCAGGCUACUUUGAUGUAGCUGUUUUGCUUUAGCGACUGCUUGCUGCUUUGUUGAGAUUGUCUGAGGUAUACGUUUGUUGUUCUCUAUCACACUAUCAAAGCUAUGGAGCCAUUUUUCUCUUGUUUUACUGUCUGCUGCCUUUUUGGGAGGUACAUUUCACAUAAUUUUCAUUUGUUCAUUUUUAUAUACAUAGAAUUGUUGAAAUGUGAAAGAUUCUCUGAUGUAGGAUAAGCCAUAGUUCAGCCAAUGGUUGAAGUAUUUAUUUUAGUGAUUUGGUUUAUUUGUGGGUUAAUUUUCAGUAUCCUUCAUUGCAGAAUCCCACUCCUUGGGUUGUACUUUCACUUCUUCCCAUUGUUGGAGGGGUGGCUCUUGCAUCUGUGACUGAAGCCUCUUUUAACUGGUCAGUGAGAUAACUUUCUGACAAGAUUUUGUGCUUUCUAUUUCCAAGGAUCCCGCUGGGUUUUCAGCAUGAGUAUUAUCUGAACCAUUUGCUUAAUAUGUUUUUGUUUUCAUGAAGGGCUGGUUUUUGGAGUUCUAUG